Messenger RNA from Bemisia tabaci, 1687 nucleotides. The record is from RefSeq and is a predicted model, not a curated record. NCBI's taxonomy places the organism in Eukaryota, Metazoa, Arthropoda, Insecta, Hemiptera, Aleyrodidae.
GUUACUCCAGAAUGAAGAUUUUCACAUUGUGCUGCCGUAAAGCUCUGCUAAGCUUUGCAAUGACGUUCCUAAUUUGUGGAAAUACGGAGGCUAAGCAAAAGGAGUGGUGGGAAACGACAACAAUAUAUCAAGUGUACCCAAGAUCGUUUCAAGAUUCUGAUGGAGAUGGAGUAGGUGAUUUGAACGGUAUUUACGAGAAACUAGAUUACAUCAAAGACCUCGGAAUGGAAAUAAUUUGGAUUCAGCCUUUCUACAGAUCGCCAAUGGAUGAUUUGGGCUACGACGUGGCCAACUUCAAUGAAAUCGAUCCUAUGUUUGGCACAAUGGAAGACUUUAAGCGCCUUGUUGCGGGCAUCCACGAUAGAGGUAUGAAGGUAAUGUUGGACAUGACACCAAAUCACGUGAGUGACCAACACGAGUGGUUCAACCUGUCCGUUAACAAAGUAGAGCCCUACAAAGACUACUUUAUUUGGAGAGACUCAAAAGGAAUAGAUGAAAAAACGAAAAAGCAGAUCCCACCUAAUAACUGGCUGAGUGUUUUCGGUGGUUCAGGCUGGACAUGGAACGAGAAAAGACAACAGUUCUACUUCAGACAGUUUUCAGCGAAGCAACCAGAUUUAAAUGUUAGAAAUCCUAAAGUUCGACAGGCUCUAGACGACGUUUUCGUAUACUGGAUGGACCUCGGCGUGGACGGUUUUCGAGUUGACGCCAUCAGGCAUUUAAUUGAAUCCGACAAUUUCAUGGACGAACCAUAUGUAUCCAAAGAGCUCGAGGGGUCCAUAUUAUACGAUUCCAUGGAACACAUAUACACUCGAGAUCAAGAGGAUACGUACACCGUGGUACAUGAGUGGCGACAACUAAUGGACGAAUAUUCACAGAGGGACAACAAAACCAGGAUAAUGGUGACUGAGGCAUAUUGUGACGAGCCUGAAUUGGUGAAAUAUUUCGGGAACGACACCUACAAAAAGACCCACUUCCCAUUUUAUUUCGGAUUCGUCAAACUGACCCGCAGUUCUUCAGCUAAGGAACUCGACCAAAAGACCCAUGCAAUGAUCGACCUCAUGCCGCCUAAGAUUGGGGUAGCUAACUGGGUGCUGAGUAACCACGACAACUCACGUCUGGCGAGCCGGAUGAGUUCGGCGAUCGUGGACGCGAUGAACAUGUUCGAGCUGCUACUCCCGGGCGUGGCGAGCGUGUACUACGGCGACGAGAUCGGCAUGACCGACUCCAUCGUGCGCCAGGACCAGAGCAUAGACCCCCAGAACGCCGGCACCACCGACUUGUCCCUCAAACGGGACCCCGAGAGAGCACCCAUGCAGUGGGAUGACUCGAAUAAUGCAGGUUUCACAACGAACAAAACAGCGUGGCUUCCGCUGAGUCCAGAUUACUACUAUAGAAACGUUAAGAAACAAUUGGCAGACCCUAACAGCCAUUUGAACAUAUUCAAGAGGAUCAUGGGCCUGAGACAAUCAGCGGUAAUCCAAAACGGCCUACUUGAAACGUGCGUGCUUAGCGACUGGGUUUAUAUGUACACGAGAAAACUUGAUGGCGAACCAACUGUAGGAGUAAUCGUUAACUUGGGGUCUGAAUCAGAGCCAGCAUGCGCAAAGGACUGUGUUCAAUACUUUUACUUACCGGAUGUCAUGCAUGUCCACACGGGCAGCAUUAACUCAGGCUACAAACCAGG